CGAGGUUGUGGUAGAUGUGAUAACGAUAAAAAUUGCUAUGAAUGUUCAACUGAUUCCUGAACAAUCUAAUGUUGAGUAUUGUUUAUCUGGUUAUGGUUGCAUCGUUAAGAAAAUAGAUGCAAGAAAAUGGAAAUUUGGAUGUGGCAUAUGUACAGGAAGUGAACCCUGUUAUCAAUGUAACACUAACAAAUGCAAUAAACGAGAAGCAUAUCUCUUUUGCUACGAAAGAGGAGAAAACGGAAAGGAACGCAUUGCAUUAACAGGCUGUGCAAAGGGAAAUUGCUAUAUUUCUGUUGAUAUUACGAAAGCUGGAGGAGAUAUGGCAACUGCUUUGAAAAAAUAUACUAAACAAGGUUGUGGAGACUGCCCCUCUACAACUAUUCCGUGCCGUACAUGCGACACAAAAGAAUGUAACACAGAAAAGUUUUAUAAAGAAAAACAUUAUUGCUGGGAUACGUCUGGCACAGUUAAGGAAUGCAAUUCGGAACAUAAAAGAUUCUGUUACUAUGCUGUUAUUAAUGAUAAGAAAGGUAUUAAAUAA
Messenger RNA from Meloidogyne enterolobii, 541 nucleotides. The record is from the annotation of a GenBank genome assembly. Lineage: Eukaryota; Metazoa; Nematoda; Chromadorea; Rhabditida; Meloidogynidae.